CACUUUGUUGACCUGGAUGCGACCUUCCUCGACGUCAUCGGAGGAGAGACAGAUGAGCACAGUAUCACGUCGCUUCUUUCCGCUGGAGCAUUCAACUAUAAGAUCGCCAUGGACGAAGCCCGGAAACCGGCUUACCGAACGAUAACUGUGUCCCCACGGAAGAGACCAAGCACCUCCAUGGUAGCGGGGUUGAGAGUAGCAACUUGCGAUAGAUGAGCACAAGCAGUUCAUGAGACGCUUGAGCCGGGUGACGUACCGGAGUUGUCGUCGGUUGCCGCUUCAUCGACUAGGAGUCGAUUGGGCCUUCAAGUACGUUAGCCGCCUGGCCGCAUAUACCCCAACGCAUGAGAUACUUACGAUUUCUUCGGCCGCAAGAUAGCAGUAGAGACAUCGUCGGGACCAGGUUGAGCGGGGGCACCACUAGGAUCAGCC
Messenger RNA from Mycena citricolor, 432 nucleotides. The record is from the annotation of a GenBank genome assembly. NCBI's taxonomy places the organism in Eukaryota, Fungi, Basidiomycota, Agaricomycetes, Agaricales, Mycenaceae.